GGGGAAGUGAGCGAAGCCCUGCUGUGUUAUGAGAAGGCUCUAAGGCUGGCUGCUGACCUCAACUCCAUGUUCUGAAAUGGAGAUCACCGUUAUCCAAGUAAGUGCUCAGUUUAUGUGGAAUCCACAACGCACACGGGCCAGGUCUCAGAGGGCACAGUCCGGCUCAGGAAACCUGCAGACUUCUGCCUCCUUCUCAGCAACCAUGAGUGAGUGUGCUGAGGAGCAUCCGCUGAAGGACAGGCUGCAGAAGCUGAGAUGUCACUUCACAUGGGGGCUGCUCAUCGAAGACACUGGGUUGCCUGACCUAGAAGACAGAAUCCUGGAAGAGAUUCAAUUUCUAGACACUGAACACAAGGUAGGAAUAUACAACCUGCUGGCCUAUGUGAAACACCUGCAAGGCAAGCAUGAGGAUGCCCUGGAGAACCUGAAAGAAGCAGAAGAGGUGGUUCAGGGAGACCAGGCUGACCACUCAGAUGUGAGGAGUCUGGUGACCUGGGGCAACUACGCCUGGGUGUACUACCACAUGGGCAGGCUGGCAGAUGCACAGACAUACCUGGACAAGGUGGAGAACACGUGCCAGAAGUCUGCAGACCCCUCCCGCUAUAGAAUGGAGUGCCCUGAGAUGGACUGUGAGGAAGGCUGGGCUUUGCUGAAGUGUGGAGGAAAGAACUAUGAGCGGGCCAAGGCCUGCUUUGAGAAGGCUCUGGAAGCAGACCCUGAGAACCCCGAAUUCAACACAGGGUAUGCAAUCACUGUCUAUCGCCUGGAUUACCCUGCCAAAAGACCAUGCGAUGUCAGUGAUGCAUUUUCUCUGCAGCCCCUAAGGAAGGCCAUCAGGCUCAAUCCACAAGAUGCAUACCUUAAAGCUCUGCUUGCUCUGAAGCUGCAGGAUGUAGGACAAGAUGCCGAAGGAAGAGAGUGCUUGGAGGAAGCUCUGGCUCACACAUCCUCCCAGACCUAUGUCUUUCGAUACGCAGCCAAGUUUUUCCGCAGACAAGGCCAUCUGGAUGAAGCUCUGGAGUACCUAAAAAUGGCCUUGGAGGCAACACCCAGGUCUGCCUUUCUUCACCAGCAGAUAGGCCUCUGCUACAAGAAAAAAAGAAACCAAAUAAAGAAAACUACCCACAUGCAGCCUAGAGGACGGGACAGGGAGAAUGUGGACAGAUUGAUUCCAUUAGCCAUAUUUCACUUUGAAUAUGCUGUCAAACAAAAGCCCACGUUUGACGUGGCUUAUGUGGACCUGGCACGCAUGUAUAUAACCGCAGGCGAUCAUGAAAAAGCUGAAGACACUUUCCAAAAAGUGCUGUGCAUGACACCACUCCAGGAACACAUACAGCAAAAUAUACAUUUCUACUAUGGUCAGUUUCUAGAAUUUCAAAAAAAAUCUGAAGUUGAUGCCAUUACCCAUUAUUUAAAGGCAGUUACAAUAAGAAAGGACUCAUAUGCCAGGGAUAAAAGUAUCAAAGCCUUGGAGCAACUGGUUUCAUGGAAACUAGAGAGAAACCCAUUGGACCAGGAGGCCUUGAGCCUCCGGGAGGUGCUCCACAGGUUGGUAGGAGGAAGGGAUGAAGCCCUAGAGUGCUCUGAGCAGGACCUCAGACUAGCUGCUGACGGUGGGAACUGGGUGGGGAGUAGCCUCUAGGUGCUCAAGUAUCGACCACGUUCAUAUUGCAUUUGAUUUAGGUUAACAGGUAGUAAAUGUCUCUCCUACUUGCUGGCUUUAGAAACAUAUUACAUGAUUCAUGAUAAUGAUGCAAUUUUUAAAACGGAUAAAAUUAACUGCAAAGAAAGAUAGGAUAAAUAGCUGCAAGCAUGGCCUACUGCCUUGUGUCGCUUCCCGUCUUCGUGGAGGAACGACACAGGACCCUGUGCUGUUCUUUUGUCUGCUCGGCCCUCCCCAGGUUUGCUGCUGGUUCUUCCCGAGUUGGCUACCGACCCUUCCACCUCCGUAGAAGGGCGGUUCCCCCUGCCACUUUCCCCACUUCCGCGGGGGAGCGGCACGCCGGCCGGCUCUCGGGGGCUGCUCAGGUGUUCCUUCAGAUAGAUGUUCCCCUUAGAUGUUCCUGGUGCAUGUUGUCUCUCUCCUCCUUUAUAGUCCUCUUCCACCAAUCCCAACUCGGCUGCCCACACGCUGAGUAUGCUGCUCUCCUCCAAUCAGGAGCAGGUCCUGCUGUUUAUUGGUUGAACUGGAGGCAGCUGUGUAGAAGCUGUUUCCUCCUCUCCCAGCGCCAUAUUGUGGGAGAGCAGAUGCAUAGAAUAAGUCUUAAUUCCAGUAACAGUCUAGUCCGAGUUGCUCCCCACAGCCUUGAUUGUCAGGAUACCCACAUCCAACCUUGAAGUUCCCUGGGGUUUGACUCUCAUUCCAGCUUCUGCUCCAGCUCCCUGCAAUGUGGUCUCUGGGAGGCAGCAGUGGUGGUUCAAGAAGUUGGGUUCCUGUCAUCCAUUUGGGAGACCUGGAUUGUGCCUCCAGAACCCAGCUUGGGCCCUCAGCAUUGUAUGGGCAACUGAGGAGUGAAACAGCAGGGGGAGCACCUGCCUCUGUUCCUUCAUCCCCCUUGACCUCUGCCUCUGGAAGAAAGAAGAAACUUGUGAAACAGCUCAUGUGCAUGUGUGUGUGUGUGUGUGUGUGUGUGUGUCUGUGUGUGUGUGGGUAUAAUGAGAAAACAUCUGUGUCUAUGACAUAAGGUAGAAAAACAGUUUGUCAACUAGCCUUAUCACAAAUAAACUGUGGUUGUAUUCACACGGAAA
Molecule: messenger RNA, 2748 nt
Organism: Oryctolagus cuniculus (rabbit)
Lineage: Eukaryota; Metazoa; Chordata; Mammalia; Lagomorpha; Leporidae
Source: RefSeq, a predicted model, not a curated record